This is a messenger RNA of Aedes albopictus (Asian tiger mosquito), 2195 nucleotides long. RefSeq names its product serine protease 7. Bases 101 to 2143 code for a protein of 680 amino acids. Gene Ontology annotation, molecular function: serine-type endopeptidase activity. The record is from RefSeq and is a predicted model, not a curated record. The transcript has 5 exons. Gene Ontology annotation, biological process: proteolysis. NCBI's taxonomy places the organism in Eukaryota, Metazoa, Arthropoda, Insecta, Diptera, Culicidae.
GAGCUCAAUCGGUUUGUUCUGAACGAGAACUGCGGGAUCUUCAGUCUUCAUUCACGUGUCUAGGCGUCAACAGUUCGGGGUGGCCAAUCGUGCAUUCGUCAUGAUGCGGCAGCUAUCGGUAUUAUUAUUUUUUGUAGUGCUUCUGUGGGCGAUAGAAUCUCACGCCGGUAAUUGGAGAAGAUACUCCUAUUGGCAUUCGGGUAACUUUCACAGAGACUUCAAAUUUUCAGUCAAAUCGUGCCGGAUCCGUAGUGAUCCUUCGAUCAGGGGAAGAUGCGUUCCGGUGGAGCAGUGCCGUCAAAUGUUUUCCAAUCUCGUCAGCUUGCAGUUUCAGCCGAAUUUCUCGUACAAAGACUAUUUGGACGAACGAAUUUGUGAUUACGGAGCGAAUGGUUCCAUUCACAUUUGCUGUGCCGAUGAAUCCUCCAGGAAUUAUUACAACCACCGGAAACAACAGGCACGCCGUUCCUGUCUAUCGUUUCGCAAUGUUCAGGGCACGUGUACCCAAUUGGAAUCGUGCCCUUCUAUUUACAACUGUAGCAUGGAGUUGCAACGGAACUACAAUCCCACGUUGCAUCUGCACUUGACGCAAAGCUUCUGCUACCAAGACAAUGGUAAAGUCUACGUGUGUUGUGACGAUCAUGUCACAACUCCGAUGAAAUUGGCCAAGAAGCAAGGAUGGCGAAAGUGCGAAACUCCGUUUUUAGAUGCGGGAAAAUGUGUUCCCGCGAGCCGUUGUGGUCUGAUUGGGGACAAAGAGCAAGUCCCAGAAGAAUUCCAAGCGUUUAUGGUGGGCUGCGAGCAGCUGAAGAAUGUUGAUCAUAUGUGUUGUCCAACGCUCGAGGUCCAGUAUGACACUCAGUUAGGAAAACAGUGCGAUACGGACGAUGGGAAAACGGGCCUUUGCGUGGAGUUGGAUCGAUGUGAAGAUGCUUUGAAUGCUGGUGAUAUAUAUGUGGAGAAGAACUGGUGCUAUACGAAUCUAGACCAAGUGGAAUAUGUAUGCUGUCCAAAAAGAAAAGUGUUGAAAGUUCCAGAGAAAACCUUCAAAGUUGUAAGCCGCCUCGGAGAGGAUGCUCCUGUAUGCACCACUCCAAACAGCACAGUUGGACGCUGUGUAGCUUUGGCAGAUUGUGCUCCUAUUGUUACCCUGUUACGUGAUGCUGCGGCUGCCAAACGAGCCGUAACUCCUGCACAAGCCAACUUCCUGAGGAGCAGUGUAUGUUCACCGGGGACUACUACGACCAGCACGUACUACGUAUGUUGCGAUGAAACGGAUCUGCAACUACAGACCCCUACCACUUCAACGGCUCCAACAACGGUCACCGCAACCAACGUCGCCACAGAUAUUGCCAAUCAUCCCAACGCCCGGUUGCUCAAUCCAACCAACUGUGGCAGAACCAAUCUGGACGAUAAGAUUGCCUUUGGUGAGCGAGCUCCCAUGUAUCAGUAUCCUUGGAUGGCCAUGCUUAUUUACCGAUCAGCGACUGGUCGGGAAGGCCCCGAAUGCGGAGGAACGGUCAUCAACAACCGUUACAUCCUGACGGCGGCACAUUGUAUUGAUGGGCAGGUUGAGCGGCUACUAUACAUCCGCUUGGGGGAGUACGACACCCGGACAGACCCAGAUUGCGACGAAUACCAGGACUGUGCCCCUCCGUACCAGCAGUACAUGGUAGAGGAGUCACUCUUUCAUCCGAAUUUCACCAGGGUGGUUCGAUCCGGAAACGACAUUGGCUUGCUGCGGGUCAAUCGGGUCAUCGAGUUCAACACCAACGACAUCAUGCCCAUCUGUUUGCCAAUUUCCAACUCGCUGAUUGGGUUCGAUCCGGCCCUGUUUUGGAUUACCGGUUGGGGGCUGACGGAACGGCUGGAGAACAGUCCCAUACUGCUGCAAACACGUAUUCCAUCGAUUCAGUGCAGUCUGAGUAGCCGUUCGAUCUGUGCUGGGUUUGGCAAUGGGACACUGCACUGUCGGGGUGACUCUGGCGGACCGAUGAAGGUGCAGGUUCCCGAGUUUAACUUCCGAUACGUGCAGUAUGGCAUCAUAUCGGCUGGACCAGGGUGUGGGGUGCCUGGAACGCCGGGUGUUAGCACGCGGGUGUCGUUCUUUGUGCAAUGGAUAUUGGAUAGCAUUCGGGAGUGAUUAUUUGUUCGCAGGGAUUUGAUAAAUAAAAACAAUGGUUCACCGUAAUCAA